CCUUUAUAUCUAUACACUAGCAAACAAUAACAAAUACAACGUCAUGGGAAAAAAAGACUACAUGUCACUAUUUGACCGUUAUGUUUCUUCUCUUCCUUCCAAUGAAGAUCAUGACGACUUUACACCUUUACCGGACUCCAUGCGAACAUCAACUCUUUUAGAACAAAUAGGAAAAGAUCGAUCUUGGACAGAUGAUCAAGUUGAUAGUGAUAUUGCUAUUCUAGAAAAAAACCGACUUUACUUUGUUCGCGAUCUUCGAAUACUUUCAAAUCAUAGUUGGUCGGUGAUCGAAUUACUUCCUUUGGUGCGUGAUUUAUUACGACAAGCCAUUGUUUCCAAUAAAAAAUCUGAACAAGAUAUGACUGAUGAUGUUAUGGAUGCCAAAGCUGAAAAGAAGAAAAAGAAGAAGGAAAAAAAGGAAAAGAAAAAGAAGAUGGGUGAACCAGUGGUGCCUUCUUUAUUGGUACGUGGACGAGAUGAAGUAGCAUUGGCUGGAAAUACAAUACAAGAAACUUCUUCUGAAAUCAUGAAAGAUGUACUUAGUGAAGAUCCUGAAACGAUUAGAAAUACCAUUCGAAAUGGCUCCAUUGAUCUUGGUAAAGACGAUACUCCAUCACCUGUCACCACCAACAAUGAACAUAAGAAAUCAGUCUCGUUUUGCAAUGAAAAUGGUACUAUUCCUCAACAACGUCCAAGUAUUGUGGACAGUAGUGAUGAAAGUUCUUCGUCUUCUUCUUCUUCUUCUUCCGGCGAAGAUGAUCAAACUGGUGGAAAGCAACAACAGAAGCAAUCAAAUUCCUUUGGGUUACGGCCUAUCAAACCUGUUAGUGCCAAUCGAAUUCAAAUCAAAACUUCUAAUGGUCAAGUCUAUGAAUGCGAUCGGUUUUGUCCUCAUAAAGGUGUGGAUUUAUCAACUUGGGGUCAAGUCUUGGGAAACAAUCUCAUCUGCACAAAACACAAUUGGAAAUUCGAUUUGAGUGGUAGUGGUUUGGGAAACAAGGGAAGAUCCAUCCAUCCAUGCAAGGUCAAUGAUUGGUAAUGCCAUGAUUUGUCCUCAAGAUUUUUUUUUUUUUUUUGUGUAGUCUUAUAGCAUCCAUUUUUUUUUAGUAUAGUAGGUCGUACGAUAUCUUUAUUUUUUUUUUUAACAUAAUAAUAUAUUUUU
Molecule: messenger RNA, 1162 nt
Organism: Halteromyces radiatus
Lineage: Eukaryota; Fungi; Mucoromycota; Mucoromycetes; Mucorales; Cunninghamellaceae
Exons: 5
Coding region: 44-1039 (331 amino acids)
Molecular function (GO): 2 iron, 2 sulfur cluster binding
Source: RefSeq, a predicted model, not a curated record